This is a messenger RNA of Aspergillus neoniger CBS 115656, 1890 nucleotides long. RefSeq names its product ribosome biosynthesis protein NOC4 (gene noc4). Gene Ontology annotation, biological process: ribosome biogenesis. Gene Ontology annotation, cellular component: Noc4p-Nop14p complex; nucleolus; small-subunit processome. The coding region runs from base 71 to 1720 and encodes 549 amino acids. Lineage: Eukaryota; Fungi; Ascomycota; Eurotiomycetes; Eurotiales; Aspergillaceae. The transcript is spliced from 3 exons. The record is from RefSeq and is a predicted model, not a curated record.
GUCGGAACUGCUGUGCUGCCUGUCGGUCAAGUCUCCCCGAUUUUGCGCGAUAUCUGCAGUUCUAUCGACCAUGCCUGCCCCUACAACUGCAGCCGUCACCUCUAAGAAGAGGAAAAAUGUCAAGUCGAGCGCCGUUCCCUCCUCCAAGCGUCGCGCAGUCGCUGAGACCGAGAGCCCCAAUGCGAUUGCCGAUAUCCAGCAGCUGGAAGACCAAAUUUCCGAGUCGCGAAAAUACUACAACAACAUUGCGACCCUGACUUCCAUGCUCAAUGUCGAUGGCUCGUCCAAACCGAACAUGGCUGUUGCCGUGGCCCUUUGCCGGGUUUUCAGCCGUCUGAUCGCUGGUGGAAACUUGACGGAGACCAGUCGCGCCGCAGAGAAUGAGAAAAUCAUCGUAGCUUGGUUGAAGGAACGCUGCCGGGAGUACCAGAAGCUCUUGCUGUCCAUCAUUCGCGAAUGCGACUCCUCUUCUCAGAUCAGCGCCUUGACCUUGUGCCUCUGCCUCAUCAACGAACGUGCUACCCACCUCCCCGGCGACAACACUCAGGAAUGGACAUCGGGUUUGUUCAAGGGAGUUUUCGAGGCGGUUGUUGAAGCGCAGAAUGGACAAGCGGUGCUCUCCGAAUUCAUCGAGAAGGCAAAGGAAUUCGAAGACGUGCGGUACUACACAUUCAUGCAACUUGCCGAAUACGCAGACACCGAACAACCAUCCGAGAUCCUCGACGUCCUAAUCUCCAUCCUCUCAGCAUGCGAUUCCGUCCCCGGCCCGGAGCACGAAUUCGAAAGCUUCUACACGGAAUCCAGCAAGCAAAACAAAAAGGUCCUUUCCGUGAACUCGCACAAGAAACGAGCCCAAGACGCCUGGCUCGCCAUCCUACGCAACAACCUCUCCCAAUCGCAGCGUAAAACCCUCCUGCGCAUCAUGGUCCACAACAUCGAGCCGUGGUUCAACCGCCCCGAACUCCUCAUGGACUUCUUAACAGACUCCUACAACGUCGGAGGAGCCACCUCUCUCCUCGCCCUCUCGGGUCUCUUCUACCUCAUCCAAGAAAAGAACCUCGACUACCCCCAAUUCUACCAAAAGCUCUACUCGCUCCUCGACGCCGACCUCCUCCACUCUAAGCACCGCUCCCGCUUCUUCCGCCUCAUGAACACCUUCCUCGCCUCUACCCACUUGCCCGCCGCCCUGAUCGCAAGCUUCCUCAAGCGUCUUUCCCGCCUCUCUCUUAACGCGCCCCCCACUGCCAUCGUGGCCAUCGUCCCCUUCAUGUACAACCUCCUCAAAGAGCACCCUACCUGCGCCUUCAUGAUGCACCGCAACAUUCGCGACGAGGGGCUCAAGGCUCAGGUAGAAGCAGAGGGCAUGGACGAUCCCUUCGAUCCUGCUGAGCCUGAUCCGACCCGCACAAACGCCAUCGAGAGCAGUUUAUGGGAAAUCGAGACUCUUCAGUCUCAUUAUCAUCCUAAUGUGGCUGCUAUUGCGAAUAUCAUUUCUGAGCAGUUCACGAAACAGUUCUAUAAUCUGGAGGAUUUCCUGGAUUACACUUACCAGGGUAUGUUGCAGGGAGAGUUGGGCACUGAGGACAAGCCGUUCAAGCGGACGCCGGUGGUGGAGUAUCAAAUACCCAGGCGGAUCUUUACCGAUCGGUUGUUGGAGGAGGAUGGUGGCCAGGAUUCCGGUCCUGGAAGCUAUGUCCGAGGAUUGUGGGAUUUUGCUUGAUGAGCAAGGUAUAUAUUGUUUAUUUCUACGGCUGUGCCCUUUUUCUUAGACUUGACAUUUUUUAGCGUACAUAAUUAGAUUUGGCGGGACACGGAUGGGUUCAAAGAAAAGUUAUUAAAAGUUUCAAGUUUAUCUAUCUGCCAUCAAAGCAUGAAUCACAAGAGUUUGCG